Messenger RNA from Capra hircus (goat), 833 nucleotides. It is a transcript of the gene NPM2, whose product is annotated as nucleophosmin/nucleoplasmin 2. Gene Ontology annotation, biological process: positive regulation of DNA replication; chromatin remodeling. The record is from RefSeq and is a predicted model, not a curated record. Gene Ontology annotation, cellular component: nucleoplasm; nucleolus; cytoplasm. The transcript is spliced from 9 exons. Gene Ontology annotation, molecular function: chromatin binding; histone binding; RNA binding. Lineage: Eukaryota; Metazoa; Chordata; Mammalia; Artiodactyla; Bovidae. The coding region runs from base 49 to 651 and encodes 200 amino acids.
CGAUGAAGUGAGCGGAGUUAGGGACGCUGCUCGGCCCCCGCCCGCAUCAUGAAUCGCAGUGCCAUCAGUAGCACCUCCGAAAAGGAGACACUAAGCCUGCUCUGGGGCUGUGAGCUAAACCAGGAGAGGCCGACUUGGACCUUCAAACCCCAAAAGGUGGGGAAGCAGGACUGUGUGCUGUUGCUGAGUACGAUUUCCCUGGGUGAGAAAGCCAAAGAAGAGGUGAACGUCGUGGAGAUCCUGCCCUCGGCAAGCCAGGAGGACAAGAAGAGGAGGCCCCUCAUCCUGGCCUCGCUUCGGGCCUCGGUCCUCCCCAUGGUCGUUCUGGGGUUGGAGUUUUCCCCUCCAGUCACGUUCCAGCUCCGGGCUGGCUCUGGACCUGUGUUCCUCUGUGGCCAGGAACAUUACAAUGGAUCCUGGGAGGAAGUGGAAGAGGAGGAGGAUGACCUGGAGGAGGAGGAAGAUGAUGAUGACGACGAUGAAGAUAUUGAUAUGUUCCUGGAGGAGACGCCCAUCAAACAAGUGAAAAGGCUGGCACCCCAGAAGCAGACAAGUGCUGGCAAGGAAAAAAAGGUGGAAAAAAAAGACGAGGCAGUAAGACACCAUCUUAAAGGGAGCCCUGCUGGAAAACCUAAAAAGCCAGGACGUUAAAAAGAGAUGAGGAGCCAGGAGCGCCUGGCUGCAGUGACCAAGGGAGAACCCAUGAGACCACCGUGCUGAGUCUGAAUGUGAUGGACAUGAUGGGGGGCGCAAUGCAAGAGCCUCUCACCCCAACUCUCGGUUGCUGUAGGAAGAGCCCUGACUCACAGUCACAAUAAAGUUUGCUUUGCUAG